AUGAAUGCCGCCACGCACUACCACAGUGACAUUGUUGGAACUUCCCACCACCAUGUCACUGAUGACUGGGGGACAUGGCAGGAGGAUGAAAAAGGUUCCCUCGCUGCGACAGAGAAUCUGACUCUUCUCUCGCCACCUCCGCAGGCGACGGACCGUUGCCCACGAGCUUCCACCAGGACGUCACACCGGAAGACUUCACGAUAUCCCAGUGCCAAGAUGAAGAGGCUCAAGUCAAGGCACCGACAAAAGGCACAGAACGCAAGAGCAGGCAUCAAACUCAUCACCGACAUGUCGGUUCUGAACCGCAACGGCGGCGCUGCAGCAGGCAUGCCGACCAAGUUUGUCGAUGCCGUCGCCCUGAAAGCACUCGAAGGGGAUUCCGGCUCCACCAUCGUUGGCAAGUUGAACUGGUCCAAGAGGGACAAGUGUCAGCAUCAGAAUUCCGCCUCGGCCGCGCCGCAACAUUCUGGCCCCAAGGUGGAACAGGAGCUCUCGCCCGAGGACCGGCCCAUCGUUAUCGGCAUCACCCUUCCCUGUGCUGAGUCGACUCGGCACAGGGACAAUUCGCAAACCGUCGAUCAGAGUGCGCCUCAGAUGUCACGAAAUCCAACCGCGGCAAACCAGACACCUCGUGUGGUGUCCUCCGCUGCCGGAGUCGCUGCGGCAGAGGACCCCGUCCACAGGUCGGUGUGGUCGCCGGAUACACCAGACACAGUGCUGUCCUUUCACCAGGUCCGAGAGACAUCCAGUUCGUCUUCCCAGUCCAACAUUGCCGCACCUACGAAAUGGAAACAGCUGCCGCCAGUGCCGGGCAUUCCCACCGAUCAUGUAAAAGCGCAAGUGCAGGAUAAGAUGAGCCUAGAGCUUGGAGGACAAGAUGACGAAGAAGAUAGCGGCACACCAUGCACCCUCUUUGAAGAGGAUGGACCGUCAACUCCCGGGAGGCCUUCUCCGGGUGUUGAUCUCGGCCAGUAUCGCGACAGCGCAAAUUCUGGCUCUGCCGGUUGGUGGGACCAUCAUGUCAUAACGCCGUUUGUGGACCAACGGAACUCCUUCUCCAGUCGCAAGCUGAAGAUGGAUUCGCCCAAAAAGGGUGAAAGAACAGCAUGGGCAAAACACGACUCGAAGGACAAGCACUCUGAGAUCGGACCACUGGAGGCGCCCCGAGAUCGUUCGCUGGCACCCAUCGCUCGUGCUCCAAUACCACGCAAGGGCCCGACUCCACGUGCUGGUGCGCUCACGACACGUGGACCAGAAUCUACAUCAUCACCAUGGCCAAGUCCGGCAUGGAGUGACGAAGCGAUGAAGGAAGGUGGGCACAUGGUUACCAAGGAGGGAGUGGACAAGGACCUGCCGCCUCCUUAUUCAUCACCAAAGAAUCCACAAGGGGGCCUAGUUCGGCAUCGAGCAAUCUUUCCGCCCGAAUACGCACCGCAAGGGCGAUGUUCUCCAUCGGCUGGCACGACAACUGCUGGACAUGUCUCCACGAUAGCUUCCCGGGAAGCGGCGCAGCCCACGGGCAACACUCGAACCGUGACCUCGAACCCAUCCCCGCCGCCUUUGGAAGCGCCUCUGCCUCCUCGACCACUCGGCACCUACCUGCAGUCAGAAGACGUAAUAUCCUCCCAUGACCGAGCGCGCAAGGUUGAACGGCAGCGUCGCCGUCACGAGAAGGAGGAGGUUGUCGCCAGACGCCUGGGGGGUUUCUGGAGAGGGCGAUGGUGCAUACCACCCACCGGUUGCUACGGUCGUCCUGGUCGCGAGGGACGAAAGCGGAGACGAAUCUGCAUCGCGAUCUGGGCUGGCAUGAUUGCCGCGAUGACUCUCAUCAUCGUGCUGGCAGUUGUCUUGAGUCGACGCGGCAGCCCGCGGGAGGCACCCUCGAUAUGGGUCAACCUGACCGAUUUCCCGCCCAUGCCUACAGGAGUGCUCACCAUUGUUGGCCCAGACAACUCGGUCUCCAAGAGCGUUUGCACGAAGCCGUCGACGUUGUGGAGUUGUUCUUUGCCAAAGGACCAGCACAGCUCCGUGGCGCCGUACAUGGCGAACCAGCCCACGGUCGUGAUGCAGAUCCAAUGGGACAAUGGCACCGGCUACGCGUCAAAGGGUGCGGAGGAUGGAAGGUCUCGCAGAGGGGCACGCGUCGUGCGCCGUGCACACAUUCGGCAGAGGGACGAAAUCGGUGGCUUCCGACCGCAACCCGAUGGACCCGACCUGAAGGAGCUGUGGUUUCUGGGAAACACGACGGACGACAUCAAGGCGGAAAACAAGGCUGGGGAACAAACGCCAUUCUACAUCAGCCUCCUGAAGUCGACAGACGAGCCGGUCGGGCUCCCCAAGUUGGGCCGUCGAGAUGGCGGCGCGCAGAUUGGCAACCAGAGCCUCGCCGGCCUUCUUCCAGCACCCGCGUUGGAGGCAGACGGCACUCCGACGGCCGCCACGAUGCUGCCUUACCCCGUCCAGCAACCUGUCCGGCUGUUCGACCGCGGGCUGCCGUCGGAGCACUACGGAUUCUUCACCCACUUCCGGCGAUCCCUCUUCGUUAGGUCGGUAACGAUCCUCAACCGGACCAAGGACGGUGACGUCCCACUGGACGAGAACGGGGGGUGCGGCAAAAAUGAGGCUGCGUACAUGGUGAACUGGGACGAGACGCGAGUGCUCGUGCAGAUCUGGACGCGAGCCUUGACCGUCAACGCCUCGUCACUUCUGCCACCCGGCCCCGGCCCUCGCAUCGGUGGGAACGGAGAGCUGGUGCGUCCCGGCACGAUGCCGUAUCCCGUGACGGUGACACUCGACACGCACGGCGGAAACCCGAAGCGGAAGCUCGUGUGGGACUGGCCUAUCGACGCGCGGCAGAGGCUCGCGCUCGACAAGGCGGAACUUCUCGCCAACGACAUGGGCGCCGGAGGAACGUGGAUCAAUCCUCGUGGAGCAGGAAAUGCCGAGCAAGGAGGCUUCGAUGGCGGCUCGGGUGGAUGCAGAUGCGAGUGGGUGAACUGGGUGAGCCGCGGCGGGCGCGGAAUCUAA
Molecule: messenger RNA, 3027 nt
Organism: Drechmeria coniospora
Lineage: Eukaryota; Fungi; Ascomycota; Sordariomycetes; Hypocreales; Ophiocordycipitaceae
Product: Glycoprotease family protein
Exons: 1
Coding region: 1-3027 (1008 amino acids)
Source: RefSeq, a predicted model, not a curated record